UACAUAAAUAAAUGGCGGGAACUAUGACGUGUAAUAUGUAUUUUACCCGCCUUCCUCCUCCUUAUUAACCCACACCGCCCCGCCAUUUCUCCGAUGGCCUGCGCACUCUAGUGCCAAUCAAUCAAACGAUCACUCUUUUCUAUUCAAAAUCCUGGUCAAUUAAUUUAGGGUUAGGGUUUUUUAUUUGCAAAUAACAGCCAAAUGGGAAAAAAUGUCACUGAAGAUCUGCUCUCCACCGUCCGAUCUAUCGUAGGCUGUGACUUCUCCGACAUGGAUAUUAUCAGAGCUCUCCACAUGGCAAAACACGACCCUACUGCUGCUAUCAACAUUAUUUUCGACACCCCGAGUUUCAAUUCCAAGUUUAAACUCCAAACCCAAAAAACCCCAAAUUCAACCAAAUAUAAACAGGCCCCUGAUAAGCCGAAAUUGGUAGAUAAAGAAAAUGGGAAUCGUAAUUCGGGUGAAAAUUUGGAUGUUACUUACAGGGGAACUAGUGAGGGAAAUGGUAGCCUUGAGAAUCCAGGGCUUUCGGAUUCUGUUGGAUGUGAGUGGUGGUACGUGGGUAAUAGUUAUGUGGCAGGGCUGUCAACGUGUAAAGGUAGGAAAUUGAGGGCUGGCGAUGAAGUUAUAUUCACAUUUCCACUGAAGAAUAAUAGUUCAAGUUCGCCUUACCCUGGGAAAGUUUUUGGGAAAGGAAGGCAAGCUGCUGCAGCUUGUUCAGGGAUUGUGAGGUUUUCCACUAGAGAUAGUGAAGAGGUUGGCCGGAUACCUCAUGAGUGGGCUAGGUGUCUUUUGCCUCUGGUGAGAGAUAAGAAGGUUAGAGUCGAGGGGUGCUGUAAAUCAGCUCCUGAUGUACUUGGGAUAAUGGAUACGAUUCUUUUGUCAAUAAGUGUGUACAUUAACAGUGCCUUGUUCCACAAGAACCAGCAGACCUCACUUAAGGCAGCCAGCAAUUCAACUGAGGAAACAAUUGUUCACCCUUUACCAAAUUUGUUCCGGUUGCUUGGAUUGACCCCUUUUAAGAAGGCAGAAUUUGCACCUGCUGAUUUGUAUACAAGGAAACGGCCUUUAAACUCAAAGGAUGGAUCUGGUAUUCGGACAUCACUAUUACAUGUUAACAACUCUAUGAAUCAACCAAAAAAUGGAAAUGAAGUUGAAAAUGAGGAGCCCAUUUCGGAUGCUGAGCUUGACAAUAUUGUCGGUGUUGGGGAUUACUCUGAGUUAGAGGAAAUGGAUCCUCCUAGUACACUUCUGUGUGAACUUCGACCCUACCAAAAGCAGGUGCUACAUUGGAUGCUUCAACUGGAGAAGGGAAAAUGCUUGGAUGAGGGAGCAACAACUCUUCAUCCGUGUUGGGAGGCCUAUCAUCUGGCAGACAAGAGGGAGCUAGUUAUCUAUUUGAACACGUUUACAGGCGAUGCUACAGUAGAAUUUCCAAGCACACUUCAAAUGGCCAGGGGAGGAAUUCUGGCGGAUGCUAUGGGACUUGGUAAGACCAUCAUGACCAUAGCCCUUCUACUUGCUCAUUCACAAAGGGAUGGGCCAUUAAGUAGUCGAUCUGUGAGUCAGCUUUCUAGUGAAAUCGUUGAGGCCAAUGAUAUUUCAGAUCAGUUGCCAAAUCAACCAAAAAAGGCUACAAAAUUUUCAGGCUUUGUUAAGUCGAUGGAGCAAAAGAAGGUUCUUGUAAAUGGUGGCAAUCUGAUAGUAUGUCCCAUGACUCUAUUGGGCCAAUGGAAGGCUGAGAUAGAAACUCAUGCACAACCUGGUUCUUUGUCUAUAUAUGUUCACUAUGGACAAAGUAGAGCAAAGGAUGCGAAACUUCUGGCCCAGAAUGAUGUUGUAAUAACUACAUAUGGAGUAUUAACUUCGGAGUUUACAGCAGAGGAUAUGGAGGAGAAUGGGGGAAUUCACUCAGUUCGGUGGUUUAGAGUGAUUCUUGAUGAGGCACAUACCAUAAAAUCUUCAAAAAGUCAAAUUUCAAUUGCUGCUGCUGCUCUGGUUGCUAACUGUCGCUGGUGCCUCACUGGCACACCUAUUCAGAAUAGCUUGGAAGACAUCUACAGCCUUCUUCGGUUUUUGAAGGUGGAGCCUUGGGAAAAUUGGGCAUGGUGGAAUAAACUUGUCCAGAAACCAUUUGAGGAGGGUGAUGAGAGAGGACUGAGGUUGGUCCAGACCAUUCUGAAGCCAAUCAUGUUAAGGAGAACAAAAUCUAGUACAGAUCGAGAAGGCAGGCCAAUUCUAGUUCUUCCUCCUGCAGAUACUCAAGUGAUUUACUGUGAACUGACAGAAGCUGAAAGAGAUUUCUAUGAGGCAUUGUUUAAAAGAUCGAAGGUGAAGUUUGAUCAGUUUGUAGAGCAAGGACGGGUUCUUCAUAAUUAUGCUUCUAUAUUGGAGUUGCUUUUACGUCUUCGUCAAUGCUGUGAUCAUCCAUUUCUUGUGAUGAGUCGAGGUGAUACACAAGAAUAUUCUGAUCUAAACAAGCUAGCUAAACGCUUCCUUAAAGGUGGCCAGAAUGUCCUGGAAGGAGAAGUCAGAGAUGUUCCUUCACGGGCAUAUGUUCAAGAGGUUGUGGAAGAGUUGCGCAAGGGGGAACAGGGAGAGUGUCCAAUAUGUCUUGAAGCAUUUGAAGAUGCAGUAUUGACACCUUGUGCUCACCGCUUAUGCCGAGAAUGUCUCUUGGCAAGCUGGCGAAAUUCGAGUUCUGGUUUAUGUCCUGUUUGUAGGAAAACCAUCACUAGGCAAGAGCUUAUUACAGCUCCAACUGACAGUAGGUUUCAGAUUGAUAUUGAGAAAAAUUGGGUGGAAUCAACCAAAGUUGUUGCUCUCUUGAAAGAGCUUGAGAAGCUUCGUUCAUCAGGCUCUAAGAGCAUUCUCUUCAGCCAAUGGACUUCCUUUCUGGAUCUCUUACAAAUUCCCCUUUCUAGGAGUAGCGUUUCAUUUCUGCGUCUGGAUGGGACUUUAAACCAGCAGCAGCGGGAAAGGGUUAUAAAACAGUUUUCGGAAGAUGAGAACGUCUCGGUCUUACUGAUGUCGUUGAAGGCUGGAGGUGUUGGAAUAAAUCUAACAGCAGCUUCCAAUGCCUUUGUCAUGGAUCCUUGGUGGAAUCCAGCUGUAGAGGAACAAGCUGUCAUGCGGAUUCAUCGCAUUGGUCAAACAAAACAAGUCAUGAUCAAGCGGUUCAUUGUAAAGGGAACGGUUGAGGAAAGAAUGGAGGCAGUGCAAGCACGCAAGCAACGGAUGAUAGCUGGUGCCUUGACCGACCAAGAAGUUAGAACAGCACGUAUUGAGGAGCUGAAAAUGCUUUUUACAUAGAUGACUGCUGCGAAUGGAGGUUUUUUGCUGGUUCGCAAUUGGUAAUUCUCGUUUGCUUUUUGAAUUCCUGGAAUCAAGAAAUUUAGAUAGCAACAGAAGGAAGUUGAUUUUUCCAUGGCACCCAGGUUUUUUCAUUGAGCUUCUGCAUGUUAAAGGAUGAUAAUUAGUGUUGAAUCUUCUCUGAUUAUUCAUGUACCUAUCAAAAAUCAGGGCAGACUCUUGAAUAGAACCAUCUGUGUAUAUAAUAUAUACGAAGAAGAUUUUGUAGUAGUUAAGCAUAUCAAUUUAGGAUUACAGUAUUAGUGUAGAAGCUCCUGUUUGCAUUAUUAUUUUUUCUGUACAAGGGAAAUUAGUUUUUAGUCAUUUAUUUAUAUAUUUGCUCAUUCUUUUUUA
Molecule: messenger RNA, 3705 nt
Organism: Jatropha curcas
Lineage: Eukaryota; Viridiplantae; Streptophyta; Magnoliopsida; Malpighiales; Euphorbiaceae
Gene: RAD5
Product: DNA/RNA helicase protein
Biological process (GO): DNA repair
Cellular component (GO): nucleus
Molecular function (GO): ATP-dependent activity, acting on DNA; nucleic acid binding; ATP binding
Source: RefSeq, a predicted model, not a curated record